AUGAUCCAGAAGCUGAUUGACGCUGGUGAUCUCAAGCAAUACAUACAGAAGGAAGGAACUGAAGAGAUGGCUAAGCGAAGCAAGCAAGUCCAACUCCCCGAAGGAAAUCGAAGCAUCAACAUCAUCUCAUGUUCCGAAGCUACUGGACCAUCUUUGACCACCCAGAUAGUAAAAAGGAUAAGAAAACAAUUCGAGGAUUAUUGCGAGCUGUAUAAUAUCGAUGGGGUAGAAGUGGACGAACGUGAGCAGUGGAUGAACGCACCUAUGACUUUCGAUGCCGAAGAUAUCGAGGAAGACAUGGAAGACCACAACGAUCCCUUGGUCCUUACAUUACCUGUGGCGGGAUGCAAUAUCACGAAGAUCCUCAUCGACGGAGGGAGUUCGGUUAAUGUUUUUUUCUACGACACAUUCAACCGGAUGGAGUUGAACGACGAGCAACUGAUUUCUUCUUAUUACACCAUCUAUGGAUUCAAUGGGGCACCGACAAAACCCUUAGGAGAUAUUGUUUUACAAGUGAAUGCGGGACCUAUGAAGGUUGCUACUCGAUUCAGUGUACUGGACGCUUCUUCCCCCUACAACACCAUCAUCGGUCAAAGAUGGGUGCAUAAGCUCAAAGGAGUAGCAGCGACCUAUUAUCAGUACCUUAAAUUUCCAACACCCGAAGGGGUAAUGGAAAUAAAGGGAGAUCAGGUCACUGCUCGAGAAUGCCAGGCUAUACAAAACCAACUCAAUAACGAACAAGAUGAGUAG
Messenger RNA from Papaver somniferum (opium poppy), 750 nucleotides. RefSeq lists its product as uncharacterized. Lineage: Eukaryota; Viridiplantae; Streptophyta; Magnoliopsida; Ranunculales; Papaveraceae. The transcript has a single exon. The coding region runs from base 1 to 750 and encodes 249 amino acids. The record is from RefSeq and is a predicted model, not a curated record.